ACGCAGCUUGGUAGUAUUAUGGAUUAUCCAAAGCCACCCUUUCCCUCCCUCCCCACCACCACCCAACCAGCCAAAGGAUAAAGAAGAAGGAGCCACCUCCAAAAGUAUCCGACUUCAAUUCAAAGAUGAUAAACCUCUCAUCCACCCCAACGUUCUUCUCUUUUGCCCCCUCCUCUCCACGCCCCCAACCCUCCGCCAUCUCCUUCUCCCUCCUCAAACCCUCCUACUCCCCUCCCCCCAGCCUCCAAUCCCUCCUCUACCCCUCCCGUCGCCGCCGCCGCCGCCGCCGCACUCCCUCCGCCCCCCGGGCCAUCGCCGCCGGCAGCCUCGAGGGCGCCCAGUCCGUCCUGGAGGCGGCCUCCGUCCUGGCCGCUAUCAUUCUCGUCCACGAGUCCGGCCACUUCCUCGCCGCCAGGCUCCAGGGCAUCCACGUCAGCAAGUUCGCCAUCGGCUUUGGCCCCGUCCUCGCCCGCUUCUUCGCCAACGGCGUCGAGUACUCCCUCCGCGCCUUCCCCCUCGGCGGCUUCGUCGGCUUCCCCGACGACGACCCCGUCAGCGACAUCCCCCCUGACGACGCCGACCUCCUCAAGAACCGCCCCAUCCUCGACCGCUUCCUCGUCAUCUCCGCCGGCGUCGCCGCCAACAUCGCCUUCGCUUACCUCAUCGUCUUCACCCAGGUCCUCACCGUCGGCCUCCCCGUCCAGGAGGGCCUCCCUGGCGUCCUCGUCCCGGAAGUCCGCCCCGGCUCCGCCGCCGCCCGCGACGGCCUCCGCACCGGCGAUGUCAUCCUCGCCGUCGACGGCGCCCCGGCCCCCUCCGUGUCGGACGUGGUCGACAUCGUCAAGACGAAUCCGAAGAGGAACGUGGCGAUCAAGGUGGCGAGGGAUGGAAUGCGAUCGUUGGAGUUCGAUGUCGUCCCCGACGAGAGCUCCGACGGGACCGGGCGGAUCGGCGUCCAGCUGUCGCCCAAUUUCAGGCUUUCCAAGCUCCGGCCGAGGAACCUCGCCGAGGCUACGACCUUCGCCGGGAAGGAAUUCCUGGGCUUGACAUCCACUGUCUUGGAUGGUUUGAAGCAGACAUUCUUGAAUUUCUCGCAGUCCGCCGGGAAGGUAUCGGGCCCGGUGGCCAUCAUUGCGGUCGGGGCCGAGGUGGCCCGGUCCAGCUCCGACGGGCUGUUUCAGUUUGCGGCUAUUAUCAAUCUUAAUCUUGCCGUGAUUAACCUUCUUCCGUUGCCGGCGCUCGAUGGCGGCUCCUUGGCUCUUCUGCUCGUGGAGGCUGCUAGAGGUGGAAGAAAGAUUCCCCGGGAGGUGGAGCAACGGAUUAUGUCGUCUGGGAUUUUGCUCGUCGUUAUGCUCGGGCUCUUCCUCAUUGUUCGCGACACUCUGAAUCUUGACUUUAUCAAGGAAAUGUUGUGAUUAGAGCUCUGGAUUGCUGGGGGAACUCAGACAUCAGAAGGUCAGUGGUUAUCAGACAGCGGAUUCGCUGUUCUCGGGUAAAAUGUUUCCUUCUUCCCUUUCUUGCUUUACUUUGAACAGGCAAAGUAUGUGUUGUAAAUUAGCAAAAAAUAUUCUUGAGGAAAAAAGUGCACUAUUUUGUAGCGCUGGAAACAAGUUCAUAUAUACCUGCAAAGGGAAGUCAAUUAUUUUAUACUUGCUUUUUGGCUCAA
Phoenix dactylifera (date palm) is the source of this 1666-nucleotide messenger RNA. Its product is annotated as putative membrane metalloprotease ARASP2, chloroplastic. The record is from RefSeq and is a predicted model, not a curated record. Gene Ontology annotation, molecular function: protein binding; metalloendopeptidase activity. Gene Ontology annotation, cellular component: membrane. Lineage: Eukaryota; Viridiplantae; Streptophyta; Magnoliopsida; Arecales; Arecaceae. Gene Ontology annotation, biological process: proteolysis.